Molecule: messenger RNA, 2866 nt
Organism: Portunus trituberculatus (swimming crab)
Lineage: Eukaryota; Metazoa; Arthropoda; Malacostraca; Decapoda; Portunidae
Gene: IntS9
Product: integrator complex subunit 9-like
Biological process (GO): snRNA processing
Cellular component (GO): integrator complex
Source: RefSeq, a predicted model, not a curated record
GGGGCAAAGAGAAUGAAGGAGAAAGGAGAGAUCAAGAGCCAGUGAUAAAUUAUGAACAAUAUCAUGAAAAACAAUGGAGGAGAAAAGAAAAGGGCUACCUGUACAAAUAACAUGAAAGAAGAUGAAGCAGAAAGGAAAAAGAAGAGAGAAUAACAUGAAAGGAGAUAAAGCAGAAGGAAAGGAAAGAAAACUACUUAGACAAUAACUUAAAGAAGAUGAAGCAGAAGAAAAAAAGGAAGAGCUAAGCAAUGACAAAAGAAGAGCAGAAGAAGAAGAAAAAGAAGAGUGUGAUAAUUCUUUGACAGUGAAAUGUGCGCCGAUAGAAACUCUAAAUCAACACCAACUCGAGCAAAGCCAAACAAACACACCGCUACUCACUACACCUUACACACCUUGCUUACCUACUUUCUCACCUAGAAUUACCGGAAGAACUGCUGCUGUGAGACCGGGAAGCUGCUCAGUACACACCAUUCCCUUAAAAGCAGCGUGUGUGUGUGGUGGCGGUUCUUUAUGGUAAAUUUGACAUCCUAAGCUUGACAGGACACAAACCAGACAUGUAACCCCCUCCCCCCCACCCCCCUCGUCGUCUUUACUCGUGACCUGACCUGACCUGCCUCGCCGCUGAACGCACACCAUACACUCAUCAUGAAGCUGUACUGCCUGAGUGGUCACCCCAACAAGCCAUGCAAUGUGGUGACCUUCAAGAGCUGCACCCUCAUGCUGGACUGUGGGCUUGACAUGACCAGCGUCAGUCACUUCCUGCCGCUGCCGCUUGUGUCCUCCGCCAGACUCAACUCACUCAAUACUUGGGUACCACGGGACACCGACUCACAGCUCGAGGGGGAGUUGAGGGAAUGUAUGAAUCGUGUAUUUGUGGACUCACCGCCAGAGUUUGUUCCACCUGCCUCUGGACUGGUGGACUUCUCAGAGGUGGAUGCAAUUCUUGUGUCAAAUUACCAUAGUAUGUUAGCACUGCCAUUCAUCACCAACCACACUGGCUUCAGGGGCGUGGUGCUCAUGACCGAACCCACACUACAGAUCGGCAGGCUGUUCAUGGAGGAGCUGGUGGAGUACAUAGAGAGGACACCCAAAGCUCGCCACGCCUCUCGCUGGAAGAACUACCUCCGAUGUCUGCCACUGCCAUUGUCCGAAGUCCGUUCCCCCAAGACGUGGCAGGCAGCGUACACCAUGAAGGCCGUCAACGCUGCCCUCAGUCAUGUCCAGAUUGUGGCCUAUAGUGAGAAUAUUGAUAUCUGUGGAGCCCUGAAGGUGACGGCUGUGAGCUCCGGCUUCUGUCUCGGCAGCUGCAACUGGCUCAUCUGCUCCGACCAUGAGAAGCUGGCUUACCUGAGUGGGUCGUCAACGCUCACCACACACCCGCGGCCCAUCGACCAGACCUCCCUGAAGAACGCAGACGUGCUCAUCAUGACGGCACUCAACCACACACCCCUCUUCAACCCAGACUCCAUGCUGGGGGAGUUCUGUGUUGCUGUUGCCCAGACGAUAAGGAACGGAGGAAACGCGCUGGUGCCAUGCUAUCCGAGUGGUGUGGUGUACGAUCUGUUUGAGUGUCUGUCCAACCACAUGGAUAAUCUGGGCCUGUCUCUCAUUCCUAUGUACUUUGUGUCCCCUCGCGCUGAGAACUCCCUCGGGUACUCCAAUAUCUUCUCCGAGUGGCUGUCCUCAAGCAAGCAGGGCAAGGUUUACUCCAUGGAUGACCCUUUCCUCACGCACACCUCUCGCAUGGGGCGUCUCAAGGCCUUCAAGAGUCUGGACGCAGAAGGCUUCAGCUGCGAGUAUAGACAGCCUUGCAUUGUGUUUUGUGGCCACCCCAGUCUGCGGUUUGGUGACGCUGUGCACUUCAUCGAUAUGUGGGGCAACAACCCGCAGAAUGCCAUCCUCUUCACAGAGCCUGAAUUUGACAUCGGGGAAGUGUUGGCGCCAUUCCAGCCUCUAGCCAUGCGUCAAGUGUACUGCCCCAUAGACACCAGCCUGGACUUCACACAGGCACGUAAGCUGAUUAAUGAGCUGAAGCCGGCCAAGCUGGUGGUGCCCGAGGUAUACAUGAGGCCACCCGCCAAGCCCCACCGCACUGACCUCACCCUGGAUCUGGAGGAGGCACCGCUGACCUACGGGGAGUGCCAGCUGCUUAACCUUGGCAUUCAGCGGCGCCUGGAGACCAUGAACAUCACCUCUGACCUGGCACUGGCACUCAACCCCAUCACCAUCAGGCCAGGCAUUGUCACCACCACCAUCACUGCCACGCUGCACACCAGGGAUAACAAAUAUACUCUGCAGCCCGUAGAUGAUGGGGACACAGAACCACACACCCGCCUGCCCACUUGCUACCCUUACGGCAACCUCAAUGUGGAUGAAUUAGUACAGCGGCUGGCUCAGGCUGGCUUGGCGGAUGUGAGGGUGGACGACAGCAAGGAAGGGCUCGUCAUAACUCUGGCGAACGACGAUGUGGUGAUCCAGAUAAACGAGUUCGCCACACACAUCAUCUCGGCCAACAGUUCACUGAGGGAGAAGCUUCGAGAUAUCCUGCUGGAGUGUUUGGGCAGCUUCUGAGGGCCUGACUGACUGACUGACUGACUGACUAACGGGAUGACUAGCUGACUGAUUGCGUGACUGGCUAACAGACUAACGGGGUAACUGACUGACUGGGUGAAUAAAUAAGUGUGUAGAUUAAUGACUGACUGACUGACUGAUAUCCAAGAAACCAACAAUUGACUGACUUACUGACUGACUGACUUCUUACUAUGUGCCUUGCCCUUCCCUCACCCCCCUCCCCAUCCUUCCAAACCCCUCCUGACUAGUGAAAUGGAGGGGUGACUGAAAUAUCUUAAUAAAAUGUUCAAAUUUU